This is a messenger RNA of Verticillium dahliae VdLs.17, 1314 nucleotides long. RefSeq names its product oxidoreductase. Gene Ontology annotation, molecular function: oxidoreductase activity. Gene Ontology annotation, biological process: retrograde transport, endosome to Golgi. The record is from RefSeq and is a predicted model, not a curated record. NCBI's taxonomy places the organism in Eukaryota, Fungi, Ascomycota, Sordariomycetes, Glomerellales, Plectosphaerellaceae. The transcript has 3 exons. Bases 1 to 1314 code for a protein of 437 amino acids. Gene Ontology annotation, cellular component: cytoplasm; late endosome.
AUGGGUAACGGUGUCAAAAAGAGGAAGAAGGCUACCCAGGCUCUGCGAGCCUUGCAUCCCCGAGCCACACAAUCCAUCUACCCCCAGCUACGCACAAUGGACCCCCAAUCAAAAAAGAACAUUGUCAUUGUCGGCGGCGGCAUCAUUGGCUCAACGACAGCUUACUUCCUCUCCCGACAUCCCAAAUUUAACCCCGCCCUGCACAAGAUUACCCUCCUCGAAGCCACCUCCAUCGCGGCCGGUGCCUCGGGUAAAGCUGGUGGUCUCCUCGCGCUCUGGGCCUACCCGCAGCCUCUGGUGCCGCUUUCCUACCGUCUUCAUGCCGAGCUUGCAGCCGAGCAUGGCGGUGCCGAACGCUGGGGGUACCGCAGGGUCGGAUGCGGCAGCUUCGACGCAACAGUCACCCGUGCCAAGCUCGACGCCGUAGAGCAAGCUUCCGCGGCCCGGGCCGCUGCCGUACCUGGUGCGAAUGACGGGGAAGAACAGAAAGGUUGGGAGCGGCUCCCGAAACAGGACGACGCGGCGGAAGCUCUGUUGAAAGACUCGGUGGUCCCGAAGGAUCUCGAUUGGGUCGAUCACGAAAUCAUCGACUCGUACCAGGAAAUGGGCCACCCCGGCGCGACGGAAACGGCACAGGUCCACCCCUUCCACUUCACAACGUCCAUGGCGGCCCUCGCAGCCGAGAAAGGCGUCGACAUUCGCACGCGCGCAAAGCUCACCAAGAUCAACUCGUCGCCGACCGGCGUCGAGUCGGUGGAACGUCAUCGUCACCGCCGGCCCAACGUCGAGGGCCUGCGCGCCCACAGCGUCGUCUACGAUGCGACCGUCUCCCCCUACGCCGUCUUCACCCGCGUCCUGCUGCCCGAGGACUACGUCCCCGCCCACCGCGUCGUCAAGGGCCAGCGGCGCAAGCACAAGCGCGUCGUCGACCCGGAGAUCUACGCCCGCCCCUUUGGCGAGGUCUACGCCUGCGGCGAGCCCGACCGCACCGACCCGCUGCCCGACACGGCGGACCUCGUCCGCGUCGACGAGGCCAACUGCGACGACCUGCUCGCCUACAUUGCCACCUUCAGCCCGCAGCUCGCAGCCGCCCGCGUCAAGGCCAAGCAGGCGUGCUACCUGCCGCAGCGCGAGGGCGGGCCGCUGAUCGGCGCCACGUCGACGCCGGGGCUGUGGGUAGCGGCUGGGCACACGUGCUGGGGGAUCCAGAACGGGCCGGCGACGGGGAAGCUCAUGGCCGAGUAUGUGAUGGACGGGAAGACGAGCAGCUCUGAUAUCAGCGAGAUGGACCCCAGGCGGUACAGUCGCGUGUGA